This is a messenger RNA of Humulus lupulus (European hop), 918 nucleotides long. RefSeq lists its product as uncharacterized. Bases 1 to 918 code for a protein of 305 amino acids. The record is from RefSeq and is a predicted model, not a curated record. NCBI's taxonomy places the organism in Eukaryota, Viridiplantae, Streptophyta, Magnoliopsida, Rosales, Cannabaceae. The transcript has 2 exons.
AUGCCUCAAGCUCCACCUCAAGCAACGUUACAACCACCAAUUUCUCAAGAGAAAACAAAUGAAUUACAAGCUGCAUUGUUGACCUUGACCAACACUCUAACUCAUUUCAUGAUAGAAACUAGAGCAUCCAUCAGAAAUCUAGAGAGUCAAGUUGGUCAAUUGGCACGUAUGUUUAAUAACCGACCACAAGGAACUUUUCCUAGUAAUACUAUAAUGAAUCCAAAAGAGCAAUGCAAUGCAAUAUCCUUGAGAAGUGGUAAGGAAUUAGAAGAGCCAGACAAGAAGUCUAUUCUGUUACCGAAAGUGGUUGAUGAGAAGAAGGGUAAAGUAGAAGAAGUGAGGCUGCAAAAGAGGACACUUGAUAAGCUAUUUUCCAAGGUUUUAGAUGUUAUUGGAAAGCUUCACAUCAACAUUCCCUUUGCUGAGGCACUUGAAAAAAUUUCAAGUUAUAUGAAUUUUAUGAAGGAAAUCUUGUCAAAGAAAAGGAAAUUGGAGGACUAUGAGACAAUGGCCAUUACUAAAGAGUGCAGCACAAUAAUCCAAAAGAAACUACCUCCCAAGCUGAAAGAUUUGAGUAGUUUCAUCAUUCCUUGUACUAUAGGGAAUGUGGUUUUUGAGAAAGCACUCUGUGAUUUAGGUAUAAGUGUGAAUCUGAUGCCUCUAUCUAUCUAUCAAAAACUAAAAUUGGGGGAAGCAAGACCAACUACUAUUAUACUUCAAAUGGUAGAUCGCUCAGUCAAACAUCCUAGGGGUAUUAUUGAGGAUGUUCUAGUAAAGGUGGACAAAUUCAUCUUCCAUGCAGAUUUCAUUAUUCUGGACAUCGAAGAAGAUACUAACAUCCCAAUUAUUCUUGGAAGACCAUUUUUAGCUACUGGUAGGGCAUUAAUCGAUGUACAAAAGGGUGAGUUGAAGCAGUGA